AAAGGGACGCCACGCGCCGCGACGCCUACCGUAUCGAGAGACACGCGGAAUUCGGGACAGCCGUCGGUAAAUAAAAGGAAGAGACUUUAAAGAAAUAACGGUUAAUUUAUUUAAUGCAAAAUUCUUGGUUAGUUUUGACUGAAAAGGGACAAUUUUUGCAGUAUAUUUUGAUCAGUGAUUUGGUGUAAUAUUUUGGUAAACAGUUCUUGUUUGAGGGAGGUCAAGGAUUGCUUCUGAAAAAGAUAUUCAGAGACGCAGUUUGUUCAAAAUCUGACUCCAGUUUAACCCAAUAUGGACGUCUUUCAAGAAAAAGAGAAUCCGUUGCCUCCAGAUCUUCAAGUUACAUGGAUGGACAUUCUAGAACUUAACAAAAUAACUGCAGCAGCGCAGAAAGUGAAAACCAGCCAAAAACAAACAGCCAAGAUGAAGAUGAGCAAAGUGGGCAAUCAGACCAACUCGCAGGACCCGCAAGCGGUCAAUUCUCGAGUGUUUGUCGGUAAUUUAAACACAUUCCAGUGCUCGAAAACCGACGUGGAACGCAUGUUCCAGCGAUAUGGACGACUGGCCGGAAUAUCAAUGCACAAAGGAUAUGCCUUUGUACAGUUCACAAAUCCGUUUGACGCUAGGAGCGCAUGUUUAGGAGAAGAUGGCAGGACAGUCUUAAGCCAGAUAUUAGAUGUCAAUAUGGUGGCAGAACCAAAACCACAUCAAACUGGCCGAAAACGACAGAACGUAGCCAAAACUGGAAAUGAUUGGGAUUAUUACUACGAUAGUUAUUAUGCCUCUACCGCCUUUCCGGUGGGACCUACCAGAAUUAUACCUCCUCUUAAACGGCAAAGACUCAUGACGACAUCAGUAAGAAAUGGAAAAUCAUCUCAGGCACAGAAAAAUACAUCGUUGGGGUCUCUGGACCAGCUAAAAGUAUACAGUAAUCAGGAUAUUCUCAUCUGUGGCAACUGCCGAGAGAUGUUCUCAGAACUGCACGAUCUACUCGAACACAAAAAGACUUACUGCAAACUUCGAUUUACAUGUAAAUGUGAAACCAGGAAAUCCAAAUCAUCACUGGAUGAGCAAUCCACGGCAUCGUUACUCUGUGUCCAGUGCAAAGACGCGUUCCAGAAUGCAUGGGAUCUCAUGGUACACGCGCAAGCAGCCCAUAUGGUCAAUAUAUACGAAUUAGGAAUACCAGCGGUGGGCAAUUGUUCAUCUCCUGGCAUGUCACCACGGGACAACAAUACACCAGAAAAGGAUAACAAAUCAACAAACGCUUUGGAUGAUGAGAACGAUGAAACUGCAGAGGCAGAUUUUCUAGAAAAUGGCAGGGACGGACUAACUGGUACUCCAGAUUCGGCAAAUUCUCGCAACGACAAAGAACUAGAAGAUAUAAUGGAAGUUGAACAUCAGGCCGCUGCAGCUAAAACUAUAAUGCACGCCCUCAGCAUUGUCAGCACCCCCGCAUCCCAGCCCGGUUCUUCACCGCCGCCACUGGCCGCAGUGGCGCCACACACGGAAAACGGCGACUCUUGGAAACCACAAACCAGCCUUAGUCCGAAAAUACAACGGGAGACGUAUUAAAUUUAUUGAAUUAGUAAGCUUUUUUGAUUUCUAUUUACGUCAUUGAAUUUUUCUGGCUAGUGUAUUAGUAAAAUAGAUAUUUUAAUUUAAUUAUUUAAAGGUGUGUAUUUAUUUCUUACAUUAUAUAUAAAAAGUAUAAUAGAAACAUCAAAAUUCAGUGCCAAAUAAAAGAAUAAUAUAAUUAUUAGUAAAAACUACAUUUUUUACGUUUGAGACAAUAUGGCAUAUGGUACUAAAAUAUUUAUAUAAAUAUAAUGAUACAAUGAAUGAAGUGAAUAUACACCUUAGUUAAGCAACAGGAUGUCUGGAAUUGUGUACACCAAAUUAUAUAUGAACAUAUAUA
Messenger RNA from Sitophilus oryzae (rice weevil), 1918 nucleotides. RefSeq names its product heterogeneous nuclear ribonucleoprotein C-like 1. The transcript is spliced from 12 exons. Gene Ontology annotation, cellular component: nucleus. Gene Ontology annotation, molecular function: RNA binding. Lineage: Eukaryota; Metazoa; Arthropoda; Insecta; Coleoptera; Curculionidae. The coding region runs from base 292 to 1575 and encodes 427 amino acids. The record is from RefSeq and is a predicted model, not a curated record.